Molecule: messenger RNA, 4110 nt
Organism: Fukomys damarensis (Damara mole-rat)
Lineage: Eukaryota; Metazoa; Chordata; Mammalia; Rodentia; Bathyergidae
Gene: Plekha2
Product: pleckstrin homology domain containing A2
Exons: 12
Coding region: 481-1779 (432 amino acids)
Cellular component (GO): membrane; cytoplasm
Molecular function (GO): PDZ domain binding
Source: RefSeq, a predicted model, not a curated record
UGCCAUCUGCUCUGUUGGAGCCGGUGGGCUCCCUGACGGACGCUCUUGAGGACCUGUUCUUGAGAGUCUGAGUGUCCUGUGUGCUCUGAGGCCUGAGGAGGCCCUGCUGGCUUCUGCCCGGUGCCCGUGGAUUGGAUGUUUGUGCCUGUUAGCAGGUGGUCUUCCCUGGGGAGGAGCAGGGCGCUCCUGGCCUCUCCUCAGGCUCUUCAGAGGGCUUGAAGGCGUGGCUCGUCUCUCAUCACCGGAGAUCUGGCUCUGGAGUCCAGUGCUGGGGUUGGAACUUUUGUUUCCUCAUUCUUUCACUGCUGAGGGGUCUCUGCGUAGCUCUAAGAGUCUGCUCAGACAGGCUUGCAAGUCACCAUGGACUGAGAGGCAACACAACGGAAAUUUAUCUUCUCACAGUUCUGAAGGCUGUAAAUUCAAGAUCAAGAUGUUCGUUUCUUCUGAGGGCUGUGAGGGUGAUGUGAGCAGAGCCCAGGAAUGCCUUAUGUGGAUCGGCAGAACCGAAUCUGUGGGUUUCUGGACAUCGAGGAGAAUGAGCACGGUGGCAAGUUUCUGCGGAGGUACUUUAUUCUGGACACCCAGGCCAACUGCCUGCUCUGGUACAUGGACAACCCCCAGAACCUGGCUGCGGGAGCUGGAGCUGUCGGAUCUUUGCAGCUGACCUACAUCUCGAAGGUGAGCAUCGCUACUCCAAAGCAGAAACCAAAAACUCCAUUUUGCUUUGUAAUCAAUGCCCUCUCGCAGAGAUAUUUUCUUCAAGCCAAUGACCAGAAAGACCUGAAGGACUGGGUUGAAGCCCUGAACCACGCCAGCAAGAUCACUGUACCCAAAGCUGGGAGCCUACCAACUCUGACCGCUGAAGUUCUCAAAAGCCUCACGGCCCCUGCAGCCCUGGAGAAGAAGCCACAGGUGGCCUACAAGACAGAGAUCAUCGGUGGGGUGGUGGUGCACACACCCAUCAAGCAGAAUGGUGGGGAUGGGCAGGAAGGGAGUGAGCCGGGGUCCCACGCCAUCCUGCGGAGGUCUCAGAGUUACAUCCCCACGUCAGGCUGCCGGGCUUCUACCGGGCCGCCCCCCAUCAAGAGUGGCUACUGUGUGAAACAAGGGAACGUGCGGAAGAGCUGGAAACGCCGCUUCUUUGCACUGGAUGACUUUACCAUCUGCUACUUCAAGUGUGAACAGGACCGAGAACCGUUGCGCACGAUAUUUCUCAAGGACGUUCUCAAGACGCACGAGUGUCUGGUCAAGUCUGGUGAUCUGUUAAUGAGGGACAACCUGUUUGAAAUAAUAACCAGCUCCAGGACCUUCUACGUGCAGGCAGACAGUCCAGAGGACAUGCACAGCUGGAUUAAGGAGAUUGGGACAGCUGUCCAGGCCCUCAAGUGCCACCCCAGAGAAGUGUCUUUUUCUAGAUCUAUUUCUUUGACUCGACCUGGAAGCUCCAGCUUCACAGGUGGGCCUAACUCUGUCUUGUGUCGAGGGCGGCCACCCGCAGAAGAAAAGAAAGCCCUCUGCAAAGCUCCCUCGACGGCCUCCUCCUGGCAGCCUUGGACACCUGUCCCCCAGACUGGGGAAAAGCUGCUGCCAGCGGAAGAGAAUGCGGAGGACUCUCUGUUCACAGCCCGCCUGGGGGAAAGCAGCAUUGCUGGGACACUGCUGAGCUCCCGGAUCAGGCACAGAUCGGAGCCCCAGCACAGAUCGGAGCCCCAGCACCCCAAGGAGAAAGCAUUUCUGUUCAACCUCGAUGAUGAAAACAUACGGACUUCUGAUGUGUGAUGAGGGCAGUGUGUGGGAUGGGAGGGAGGAGGGAGGGGCUGGACACAGGUGGCUGGGACUCGGUUUCUCUGCCUUGCUGCAUGUCGGAGGCCUUUGUGGCACUCUGUUCCUGUGGACGUCCAUGGGAGGGUCCGUGCGGCUGGCGUUUAUGUAUUAUCAAGGGGAGAUCACUAGGUUAGACCUGUGGGGCAUACACAGGCGUGCGCUGCCUCUUGCCAAACUAUCCCAAGGUCUUUCUGGUGGGGUGUUGGUUUAGCACCUCCUCUCUAUAAGCAGUGUGGUCUCCAGUUGUACCCCUCGCCAAAAUUUAUUUCCUUGUCCUUAUUUUAGUUGCUUCAUGUUGUUUCAAUCCAGGCACAGGAUCUUAGGCCAGUCACCUGGUUUUAUCCUGUUCCUGUUAAUUGGUUGAAGUUCAUGAAGCAGGAGGGUGACAACCCACACAGAUGAAAGGGGUCCCCGGUGGGGGGAGGGGCAGGCCGCGGCAGGACUGAUGUCCACCCCGGGAGGUAGUUGAAACGGGGGACGGCACUGGAGGGCAGCCCUCAAGGGACUGCCAGGGAAAGAGAUGGGUGCCUUUUUGUGAGGUAUGGGGAAUGAGUUAAUGCCAGUGCAUCAGUUUUGGAAAUUAUUGUUCUUUCUGAUGCUCCGAGAGCCCUGGUGCUGUAGUGGUAGGUGACAGACUCGCCCGUCCAGUGGUUGUGUCCAGCCCCGAGGGUGGGCUUAUCAGUGUUAGGUGCUACACCUGUUGAGAACGUAACAGACGAUUCCCCUUGAUAUGGUGAGGUUUGAAAUGUGUGGAGGGGUAGUAAGUGUGUGAUAAUUCAUGUGCGUGAUGGACUUACCUCUAUCUCAGGUUUAGAAGAGCUUUAAGGAGAUGCUGAGAAGAGGUGGAUGAUGGUUUAUCCUGCUAAGCUUUUUCGAUCCAUUUUUUUCCAGACAGGAAAAAAGUCCUGGUCUUUUUGAAUGGACCAUUUGCCUGAUACUAAGUACUAUGUAUCAUGUACCGGGCAGAUUUGCUUUCUUUUUAUCCUUCAUGUUGCUUGUUGAAUGCAGUUAUGUGUGUUUGCAUGAUCAAACCCUGUACUUAACAGUGGGGAGAUACAAAGAUAAUCUUGAGAUAUUUAUAUUCUUUAAUGGAAUAUAGAGUGGGCAUAAAAACACUGAUUUAAAGGUUCUGACUUGCUAGUGAGAGGUUUCCCAGGUAGAAGAGUAUAAGAGAUUGAGUUUCUUACCCAUAUUCUCAGGGUACAAUUUCCAGUCUCUAGGGUGAUUUAUCUACCCAGCUUCUGCAGCGAAUCGCUACCAGAAACUUACGAGAGCUUCCUAUGGAGAGAGAGAACUCAGUUCAUUACUGCCUGUAAUUUUUAUUCUUAGAUCAAUUAGUUAUAUAUUUUAAGUUAAAAAUUAGUGACUAGAAGAAGAGACAAGAGAAACGUUUGUACCUAAGUAAAUCCCUGCUCCUUCUGUGUCCACAUCUGAUCCAGAGGUGAAAACUUGAUGUAAGAGUCAUUAGCGUUUCAGCGACGCAUGUUUGUCUGGCCUGUGUGGCAGCCUUGAAGUGUGGGUCUUGCAGGCCUUUUUCUGCUUCCCUGCAGGGGCGCCCCUUCACUGUACCUAAGUUUGGUCUGUGGUCCUGGUCAAAAAGGAAAAUCUCCUGGAUCUCUCCUUCUUUCUCUCUCCAUUUUCCUUCUCUUUUAGAAAGAAACUGUUAUGUACUUUUGUCCUCAGAAAUUCUUAGUUUGGGAAUUACUUAUUUAUGAGUGAUCAGGGUUGCAGCUUACUUUAAGUGAUCUGGUUUUAAGAAGCCAUUCAAAUUUCCUAAAGCCAUUGGUCUCUGUUACACCUUCCUUAUUUUACUCUCCCCGAAACUUCCUGAGCUCGUCAACAGAAAAGCCCAUCAUGUGAUGUGGAUGUGAUGAAAAUAAAUGAGACGCUUUUGAAAUCUCUUUAAACAUUCCCUGACUCAUGGAAAUGAUGUCACCUGUUCGCGUUUAAAUUGUGAAGAUCUCUGUCUCUGAAAUUCUGCUAUCUGCUACUGCUAAUUAGCUGUUACAGUAAGCUGAUAGGUUUCUUAUUCAAUAAGGUCUAUUUUGAGGGUACAUUAAACAUAAUCCAGUUUGUCUUAAUGAAGUAGAAACACGGAUUCUAAAAAGCCUAUACUUGGACAUCCCAAGGUGGAACAUAGUUAAUAUAGUUCUAAGAUCAGAAAAGUAUGUUAUCUUUUUUGAAGUCUAAAAACAUUCACAUCUCAAAUCUUAUCUCAGAAUUCCUUUUCUGUCCACAUUUCUUAACCUUCUGACCAAUUUUAAACCACUGUCUUUUUUUUUUUUU